CACAGUCCCGAGAGGGCUACGCAUGCGCUACGCAUCACAUAGAAGAACCGGUAGGGUUCAAAAUUUUAAAUAAAACCUAGAAUUAAUGAAUACGAAGUUACGACUGCAAUGAACAGAUACUUGAAACGCAAAAAAGUACUUAAGACAAUGCCAAAGAAGAAAAACCAAAGUUUGAAAGUGAAAAGUGUUAGGUCAACUAUACAAAGUAGCGGCAGACCAACACCACGACCUUAUGAAACUGAAGAAGAAGCAAUAAUUCGACGUUUUCACGAUGCUCAGCGAAUGGCAAGAUUUCGAGCUAAACGAAAAAAAGCCCUGGAACAGAGGGAGAUGCUAGAAUCAUCGGGACUUGCAAGGAUGACUGUUGUAUCGGAGACGAAGAAGAGAAACUUAAUAUUGCAACUAACUGAACCUUUUAUCAUGGUUUCUAAUUCGAAAACAAUUCAAUCUAUGUCUGCAAAAAGGCUUGAACAAAGUCCGACAAUACAUUUACCUUUAGUUCCUGACGAAAGCAAGUACUCCCAACUUCUGAGUGUUAUCGAAGAACUUGGAAAGGACAUUCGACUGACUUAUGCUGGAAGCCGCACUUCUGUUGAACGACUCAAGGUGGGCAUCGUACGUGCCAAAUUAUUAGUCAGAGAUUGCCUAUUAGAGACUGAAGUGAAUUCUAAAUUAUAAUAGGUCAAGACUAUCAAUUUAGAAAAGUAUAUACCAUAGUCUCUGUUCCUAAUUUGAUACAAAACCUCUGAGCGUGGAUUGAAGUUAUAAUCAUUAAACCAUUAAGAAGCACUAUGAUGUUACGCAAAUUUCCAAUUAUGCAACAUUUGAAAUGUAUUGAAGUUUAAGUCUGACUUUUUUGAUAUCCU
This is a messenger RNA of Neodiprion virginianus, 866 nucleotides long. RefSeq lists its product as uncharacterized. Gene Ontology annotation, cellular component: cytoplasm; nucleus. Lineage: Eukaryota; Metazoa; Arthropoda; Insecta; Hymenoptera; Diprionidae. The transcript has a single exon. The record is from RefSeq and is a predicted model, not a curated record. Bases 109 to 678 code for a protein of 189 amino acids.